Messenger RNA from Macrosteles quadrilineatus (aster leafhopper), 1082 nucleotides. Its product is annotated as peptidoglycan recognition protein 3-like. Gene Ontology annotation, molecular function: N-acetylmuramoyl-L-alanine amidase activity; zinc ion binding. The transcript has 4 exons. Gene Ontology annotation, biological process: peptidoglycan catabolic process. The record is from RefSeq and is a predicted model, not a curated record. Bases 39 to 929 code for a protein of 296 amino acids. NCBI's taxonomy places the organism in Eukaryota, Metazoa, Arthropoda, Insecta, Hemiptera, Cicadellidae.
CCAAGCGAGAAUAGUGUUGGGCAGCCAAGUAGACAAACAUGAAUACCGGACCUUUUGGGGGACCUCCCCACCACCAAGGUAUCCCGGGAUUGGGUGGGCUAGGGGGGAACUGGAAUGCAAACAUGCACUGGGGAAAUCCAAACCGGGCCCCUUACUUGGACUGUAGCUACUGCGACGACCCUGUCAUGAAGGCGAAACUUGAUGCCAUCGCAGCAGGAAAACCAUACACUUAUGAAGACUACCAGAAAGAUGUGUCGGAUAUUAAAAAAACUGAAAAGGAAAGAUUCGAGAGGGCAAUUAAGGAGAGACCAGAAGAGGAAAAGAUCAAAUCUGAAGCACAUAUGGUAUCCUUUAUUGGAGGUCCUGAAGUAUAUUCUGCAGAUGAGGAUGAAAUUCCUGAUGAUGGACCAAACGGUUUCGAGUUUACAACACUGGAUUCUCUUUUCAAAGGGAGGCCGUUAUCCUGCGUGACGAGAGAAGAGUGGGGGGCAAGACCAGUCGAAAACAUCACUCUUAGAACAUCUUGGCCGAUCAUGACCAUGGUGUUGGACAUGAGUUGUAUGAGUGCCAAUAUAGACAGAUGCUACAACAAGGAGGACUGUAUACUGAGGGUGAGGGAUCUGCAGAGAUACUACAUGGAUGUCAUCGGACUGCCUGACAUACCUUACAAUUUCCUAGUAAGCCAUGAUGGGACUGUGUUUGAGGCAAGAGGGUGGUACGUCCAGCCUUCCCCCACCAUUAACAGCUACCCUCUCAAUAGAGAAGCUCGAAUGGACAUUGCCUACAUCGGGGAUUACAAAGAUACCACUUACCCUACCGAAACAACGGGGGCCGUCUUGGAAUUGAUGACUAAAGGAAUUGACAUGGGGUUGGUUGAUUCCUUUUAUGAUGCUAUGGACCACAGGGAUGGAGUCCCAGAUGAAUUUUGAACAAGAUGAACGAAGAACUAGGAGAGUAAUAAAGUUGUCAAUAUUAGUGAAAAUAUAAGAAAAAAUAUGGGUAAUUUAAAAGAAAGUAGAGCAUUUGUUAGUUAAAAAUAGCAUAAAAUAAUACAGGGUAAAAGAGUAAACUUACAUAAAGGU